Sphaeramia orbicularis (orbiculate cardinalfish) is the source of this 1312-nucleotide messenger RNA. RefSeq names its product DNA (cytosine-5)-methyltransferase 3B-like. Lineage: Eukaryota; Metazoa; Chordata; Actinopteri; Kurtiformes; Apogonidae. The coding region runs from base 284 to 1312 and encodes 342 amino acids. The transcript is spliced from 9 exons. The record is from RefSeq and is a predicted model, not a curated record.
UUCUGGACCCUGGAGGUGCGGGUUUUAACCGGCUCCACUUCCUCCUCGGGUUUUAACCGGUUUUGCCGUCGUCGCGCGUCGGUGAUUUACGACCACCAAAGGCUGGCGUUAAAUGAAGGGGCGUGCACGAACAAAUACACGUGCACGCAGGCCGAUCCCACUCAUUCACCUUUUCUGAAGAGAGCGUGUGGCAGGAGGCGUGCACGUGCGCCGGGACUUGGGAGGGGAGGAGUCAUGCGCGAGGGAAUGCAGAAGGGUCACGAGAGCUGAGCGUGUACAGGUGAUGAACGGGAACUGCAGCCGCGUGGACGCAUUCAGGUUUGAGAAGGAGUCAGGACAAACACUGGAUCAGUCGACUGCGACAGCGAUGCCUUCAAACAAAUACUCUGCAGCUCUGAUGGACGAGAGCAACGACAUGACGGCCACGGCGGCGGUGAACGGGGCCACGCCCCCUGCUGAGGGCCUAUCAGAGAACGACAGUGGGGUGGAGAUGACCAAUGAGAACAGCCCUCUGACGGCUGCAGAACCGCCCUCACCAUUCAGCCCCAAACAGAAUGGAGACGCCACCUCACCUCAGGAUGUGAACCGGUGUCCGAGGAACAGGAAGAGGAGCAGACAGAGGUCUGAGGAGGAGCAGACGAGGAGCAAACAGAGGUCUGAGGAGGAGCAGACGAGGAGCAAACAGAGGUCUGAGGAGGAGCAGACGUGGGAGUCCGACAGUCAGCUGAAGUCCUCUGGAGGUUCUCAGCUCGGUCUGAGACAGAGGCCGCCGCCAAGAACCAUCUUCCAGGCCGGACUGACUCCACACACGACCAGUAAACCACGGCGGCAGAACCGCAAACAGGACGCCAGCGCCGUACAGUGUGGUCCUCGCUCAGCCGGGGUCGGGGCCUCGGGGGUCCCUGAAGCCCCCCGUCUGGACCUGAUAGAACAGGAUUCUAAAGACUCGGCCCAGAGCAGCAGCAGCACCUCAACCGGAUCUGAGACCCAGCCCGAGUACAACGACCAUAAGGGCUUCGGCAUCGGGGAGCUGGUCUGGGGGAAGAUUAAGGGUUUCUCGUGGUGGCCGGGCAUCGUGGUGACGUGGAGGGUGACGGGGAAACGACCGGCCAACCACGGCAUGAGGUGGCUGCAGUGGUUCGGAGACGGCAAGUUCUCCGAGGUUUCAGCGGAUAAACUGGACUCCAUCACAGCAUUUCCAAAGUUCUUCAGUCAGGCGUCGUAUACGAAGCUGGCGUCGUAUCGUAGAGCCAUCUUCCAGGCUCUGGAGAUGGCGUCCGUCCGGGCUGAGAAGACGUUUUCCUCCGUGUGA